Tinamus guttatus (white-throated tinamou) is the source of this 1612-nucleotide messenger RNA. The record is from RefSeq and is a predicted model, not a curated record. NCBI's taxonomy places the organism in Eukaryota, Metazoa, Chordata, Aves, Tinamiformes, Tinamidae.
AUGGCCACUGUUGUUUCCCUCUCCCUCCGCUCCCUCUUUCUCCCUCUUCUCGGUGCCCGCAGCAACCAGGACGACUACCAGCUGGUCCGCAAGCUGGGCCGCGGGAAGUACAGCGAGGUCUUCGAGGCCAUCAACAUCACCAACAACGAGCGCGUGGUGGUGAAGAUCCUUAAGCCAGUGAAGAAAAAGAAGAUAAAACGCGAGGUGAAGAUUCUGGAGAACCUGCGUGGUGGCACCAACAUCAUUAACCUGAUCGACACCGUCAAGGAUCCGGUGUCAAAGACCCCUGCUCUGGUUUUUGAGUACAUCAAUAAUACAGAUUUUAAGCAACUGUACCAGAUCCUGACAGACUUUGAUAUUCGAUUUUAUAUGUACGAGCUGCUGAAGGCCCUGGAUUACUGCCACAGCAUGGGCAUCAUGCACAGGGACGUCAAGCCCCACAACGUCAUGAUAGACCACCAACAGAAAAAGCUGCGGCUCAUAGACUGGGGCUUGGCAGAAUUCUACCAUCCCGCUCAGGAAUACAACGUCCGCGUGGCCUCGAGGUACUUCAAAGGACCGGAGCUCCUUGUGGACUACCAAAUGUAUGACUACAGCUUGGACAUGUGGAGUUUAGGCUGUAUGCUGGCUAGCAUGAUCUUCCGAAAGGAGCCCUUCUUCCAUGGCCAGGACAAUUAUGACCAGCUGGUUCGCAUCGCAAAGGUCCUGGGCACAGACGAGCUGUAUGGCUAUCUCAAGAAGUACCACAUAGAACUGGACCCGCACUUCAAUGAUAUCCUGGGCCAGCAUUCCCGGAAACGCUGGGAGAACUUCAUCCACAGCGAGAACAGACAUCUGGUGAGCCCUGAAGUCCUAGACCUCCUGGAUAAGCUCCUGCGGUAUGACCAUCAACAGAGGCUGACUGCCAAAGAGGCCAUGGACCACCCCUAUUUCUAUCCAGUGGUGAAGGAGCAGUCCCAGCCCAGCUCAGAAAAUGCUGUACUCUCCAGUGGCCUGACAACAGCACGAUGAAGACUGGAAAACGACGGGUAAUUCAAGAUGUUUACAAAUAAAAACAAAACCUUCGGUCACACAGUGAAGGGAAAUGAACCAAGGCCCCCCCCCCUUCCCCUCCCCUUUAUACUCAGCAGAAAUCUAACCUUGUGGGGGGGUCAUAAACCUCAGUUCCUCUCUGGUGGUUGUGGUUAAUGUAACUCUAACCCUGUGGUACCAAAGCCCUGGGCAAAUGGUUUUGCAAGAGCUAAACGUAUAGUGAUAUCCCCAGGGCUCAACACGACUGAUUCUGGUUCACAUCUCUAUGGAUCCUACUCUUCCUUCUCAGUCCAGCCUUCCCCGCCAUCCCGGUGGGGAGAAAUUUGCCGUUCCACCAUCAGCCCUUAGCUUGCCUCUUUCUAAACUUGCCUUUCCCCCCUACACUCUCGCUGAACCAAAUUCAGGCUGGGGGUUAGCAGGUGCCGCUCUCUUGAGGUCCGAGUCCUUCUGCUCACUCUGCGCUUGAAUUUGACCCUUGAAUUCCAGUUUCAAUUGCAGAUGCCAGAGCAGCGGGUUGGGGGGGUGGGAUGGGGAAGUUCGACAACACCAAGCCCCGCUCCCAGGAGCAGCCCCGGAGUGG